This is a messenger RNA of Saccostrea cuccullata (small rock oyster), 3823 nucleotides long. Its product is annotated as dynein axonemal heavy chain 5-like. The coding region runs from base 386 to 3418 and encodes 1010 amino acids. Gene Ontology annotation, cellular component: dynein complex. Gene Ontology annotation, biological process: microtubule-based movement. The transcript is spliced from 21 exons. Gene Ontology annotation, molecular function: dynein intermediate chain binding; dynein light intermediate chain binding; minus-end-directed microtubule motor activity. The record is from RefSeq and is a predicted model, not a curated record. NCBI's taxonomy places the organism in Eukaryota, Metazoa, Mollusca, Bivalvia, Ostreida, Ostreidae.
CCGUUCCCAGUUUGAGAACUGUCUGGCUGAGGGCUGCCCUCUUUUGGUGACAGAUUGUGACACAAAGCAACUAGCCAAGGACAAGCGCUUCAGGGAUGCUAUACAAAGCUGUAAACAUUUCAUCAACGGCAAAGCCAAGUUCAAAAUCACUGUGGAGGAUCAUGAAGUGGAGUGUGAUCCACGUUUCCGCCUGUUCCUACACACCACAGUGGAGCCCCACAUUGUACCACCACAUCUGGCGGCAUACACCUCCGUGAUCUACUUCCAGCGCUCUCGUGCCGACAUUGAGGAAACCUUACUGGACAGGUUCAUCUACCAGGAGAAAUCCAAGCUAGAGGAGGAGAGAGUCUCACUACUCCAGGAGAGGAAAGAGAACUUGGAGUUGAUGGAGAAGCUUGAGAAGUCUAUGUUGGAGAGUCUGUCUAGUGACAUCAGACUGAUGAAUGAACUUCCUGCCACCAAAAAACUGGCCGAGCUCAAGAAACAGUAUGACGAAACUCUGGAUAGCCAAGAGCGAGUUGAGUCUAAUGAAGCCACCAACACAAGGAACCGUGAACUUUCUCGCGAGUUCGCUCGGCGCGGUGCUGUGUGUUUCCAUGUGAUGCAGUACAUGAGGGAAGUGAACCCAUUGUACCAGGUCUCCUACGCUCAGUUUGAACAGCUGUAUGAUGCCGCCAUUGCUCACUCUGAAAGUCAACAACUCACUCCGAUAUCUAAUAGGUGGCUUGUGUUGGGGUUCGAAGCCCAGAGAGCAGAGGAAACUCUGGAGAAGAUAACUUAUAUGGCCUACACCACAUUUGCAAGAGGACUGCUAGAGAGAGAUAGAUUCAUUUUCACUCUGCUGCUGGCAAUAGAGGUUGAAGAUUCCUUGGGUAACAUUGGUCCAGGUGAACGUGAGUUCCUGGUCUCCCCCAACUACAGCUCCGUGGUCAUGACAAAACUGGGCUACACCCAGCCCCCGGACAGCAAGAUUGUCCAGAUGAAGAAGCCGUUUGACUGGAUGCACGACGACCAGUUCCACAAUCUCCAGGUACUGGCCACGCACUUCGAGUGGUUCCAGGAGAAGUUUGAACGGAUGCCCAAGGACGGCCGGGAGAUGGAAUGGAGGAUGCUGUGUGACAAUGUGGAGAAGGAGCCAGAGAAUAUGCCCCUGCCAGACAAGAUGGACAGCAAGGACUUCGCCCCGAUGAAACGUCUGCUGGUGGUCAGGGCGGUCCGGAGUGACCGACUGAUGCAGGCCUCCACAGUGUUUAUACAGAGGGUCCUCGGAAAGAACUGGUUUAAUGUAAAUUUGAAGAAGGAAUAUAGUGGAUACUAUGGAGACAUGGGACUUGACCUGUCAGCCAUGUACAAACAGAGCGCCACUGUCCCCCCAUCCACCAUCUCCCUCCCCAUCCUCCUGCUCUACACCUUCGAGGCGGAGGCCGCCCAGAGCCGGUUCAUUGAUUUCUCCAAUCGGAAGCAAGCACAGCGUCACAUGAUCACCGUGACAGACAACUCCCAGGCUACACGGAGCAAGGUCAGAAAGGUCAUCCGGAAGGCAGUCAGUGAGGGAUCCUGGGUUUACAUCCACCAUGCUCAUAAUGCCCCCAAUGUGCUGAACAGUCUGGAGUCCUUCCUGGCAGAGAAGCCUAACCCCGAGGGAUUCCGUUUGUGGGUGGCCAGUCAGGCGGACCCAGGGGUGAUCCCAGUCAGGCUGCUGCAGAACUCCAUCAAAGCUGUGGUGGACACACCCAAGGUAAUGAAAGACAGUAUGAUUCGGUCCUUUUCCUGGUUUGAAGCGGACAUCCUGCGCCAGUCUUCGCGACCCGAGUGGCCGGUAAUGCUACACAACCUGUGUUACCUCCACGCUGCCAUUCAGCUGAGGGCCAGGUACGGUCAGGGAGGGUGGAACUGUCCCCAGGACUUCUACAGCAUAGGCUACAACUGUCUGCAGGAGGCCCUGGCAAUAGUCCAGAAUGAGUUUAAGGAACCACUGAACUGUGUGGCUCCAGAUGGAUCCCAGAUGCCAAGACCUGUCUCCUACAACGGCAUCAGAUACAUGGUGGCUGAGAUUGUGUAUGGUAGCUAUGUGACAGACUUCUAUGAUCAGCAAAGUCUCUGUGCCAUGGUGGACUUCUGGCUGUCCUCUGGGGCCCUCAAAAGGGACUUUGAAGUUAAAGGCUUGAAGUACCGCCACCCACAGGCCUUUUUUAACCCCAACGUGCGACUGAACACCCUGAUCCAGGCCCUGGACGGUGCUCCUAAUCACUACCUGGAUGUUCCGGAGGGCUGUCAUAUCCACCAGACCGUAGUGGAUGAACUUAGUGCGACUUUAUUGGGAGAUGACCAGUAUGUCUUCACCAGACUAAACAAAGUAUUUGACAGCAUGCCAUCUACCAAUACUUUAUCCCACAAGAUGUUUCCUCGACCUCCAACACCAUUUGAUGGACCUGCCCAGGCUGGUAUCAGUAAAACUAGUAACAACCCCUCUGUGGUUCAUCAGGGAGUAUUCUCCACAGCCAGCUAUGCCACCCACAAAAUCCGCUUCAAAGACGUGGAACUCUGGCAAAUCUGUAAUGACCUGCUGCAGAAGACUCCAAAGAUUGGCAAUAGCAGCAAGUCAUUCCGUGAGUUUGUUGUGGAGAAAAUCCGUAAACUACCUGGGGACUACCCUAUCUUUAAUGACUUCAUCAUGAAAGAGUGUGAGAUUCUUCACCAACUGUUGACAGAAGUGCGACAUACACUCACUUUGAUAAGGAACGCCUGUGAGAACAAUGUGAUGGGUGACCAGCUGAGUGACCACUACCUGUCUGCGGCCGAUGACCUCUACCACUUAAGGAUCCCCAGGAUCUGGUGUAAGAUGACCGGCACCACCGCCCCACCCUACACCUACAAUGCCGCUCAGUGGCUCCGGGAUCUAGAGGACCGCUGGAAACACUUUGAGAAGAUCCUCAGCAUGGGAAGGAAGGCCAUGCCAGCCUAUUGGUUAGGAGCAUUCUUCAAUCCUAGAGGACUUCUUGCCUUGCUGAAACAGGAAGCCAUCAAGAGUUACUGUGGAGAUAGGUCCGGCAAUUUUGAACAGUUCACCUUCCAGACUGAUACAACAUUCAGAGAUUUUGGACAUUUACUUCAGCCUCCACCAGAGGGCGUGUACAUCCAUGGAAUCCACCUCUGGGGGUGUUCCAUUGAGAAGACAACCAAUGAAUUCCAGGACCAGGCCUCCAGACAGGGUUACGCCCCCCUUCCUGUCCUUCAUCUACAGUGCUACCCCAUUAACGAGAAACCCGCCCUACAGGAACCCUCCUUCCAGUGCCCACUCUAUCCCUCCAGAAUAGCCCCACGGGAUCCCAUCAUGGAAAUCGACAUCAAGAAGGAGGGAAUCCCGCCCAUGAGAUGGGCCCUACGUGGGCUCACAGCUACCAUCUGGCCUUAUUAAUUAAAGAAACUGCCAAAGACGUUUUCUUGCUUGUUGUAUUAAAAAAUCCAAAAUAAUGACUUUUAGGAGUGAUUUCUUGAAUAAGAUCUGACAUAUUUUUUCUCUGACCUUGUGAUUUAUUGAAAUUUUUACUGUAUGACAUAAUGCAUUUCAUAGAUAAAUAAGUAUUUUUUGCUGAAUGCAAACCUUAUUCCGUCCUCAUCACGUUCAAUCUGUGAUUACAAUGGUUGUGUACAGAGUAGAUUUAUAUUAUUAUGGUUGUGUUUCUCUGUGGUAGUGAUGCAUUAAGUAUUUGUUUAUACUCUUGUUGAUAUUGUUUUUAUUUUAAAAUAUAUAUAUAUUUAUUUCUAUUUUAAAGACUUUUCAUGCAUAUGUGUCAAAAUAUUGUAUACUGCUGAGUUUGAU